CUACAGAAACAAAACUGGCAGAGCACUGUCUGUGCAGGUUCACUCUGAGCUGCACCUCAGGAGGAGGAGAAGGUGGCUGCAGGAUCCUCACACAAGGAAUACAUGCGAGACAUCUCGUGGCUCUUACUAAACAACACAGGAUGAAGGAGAUAAUCUUCUUAUUGCUUCUAUCGCACUUGCAGAGUGGCAGCCUGGGAUCUGCUACCACUGGCAAGCCCUGGCCCACAGCUAGGGAUGGUGAAACCCAAUCAAGCCACGCAGACUUGACUUCACCUCCUACUGCAACGCACAGCCUCAGAAACCUAGUGGCAACCCCUGUAUCCACCCCUUCUGAGAUCCAAACAGCUGCAGCAAGUACAUCAUGGGAACUUGCUGUGAAAAUCACCCCUGCAUUCACUGAAGAGGCUCAGGGAUUGGAAACCCUGCCAGGGACCCAAGAGAAGAAAACCUCCACCCCUACAACACAGUCCAGUGGAAACAGCAAUCGUGAUGGUGCUAAUGCUAAGCAAGGAGCCCUAUCCAACAGCAUGGGGAGCUUUCCACAGAGCACUCCUAGAAAGAUGCCUCCCCAACAAGGGGCUGUUAAAAGCCAGCAAAGAACAGGGAGCAGAUCUCCCAGGCUGUCGUACUACAGCGCUGCCAGCACCAGCACUAAGAAGGAUGCUGACUUCAAAAAAUCCGGUUUUGAAACUACCCGGGGAAAGAACUGGUGUGCUUAUGUCCACACCAGACUCUCACCUACCGUCGUAGUGGACAACAUGGAAACCUUGACAUCAGGCAAAGCAAAGCCAUGUUCCUGGGCUAUUGGAUCCUGUACUGUGAGAUCCCAGAUGAUGACCCGCCAAGCCUACAGAAUCAAACAUAAAAUUGUGACAUCACUGGAGUGGAAGUGCUGCCCUGGGUACAGUGGAGAAAAGUGUCAACCCAAAGACCAACAACAUCAAUUGCUUAUACAUAGCAACCAAGCUGAGAGCAACACAGCUAUCAAUGCAGAGACACGGGGAAACCAGCAGGACCCCAAUGACCCAGCACUUGCACAAAAAAUGAAUGAGCAGAUUAGCAGCCAGGAGAUGAAACUGACUUUUCUACAGAAGAAGGUUGACAACAUUUCUGCUACCAUGAGUGAUGUGAGCAAGACACUUUCCUCUCUGGAAGGCAAAAUCAAUGAAGAUAAGGGCAGAGACUUCCAGUCUUUCCUAAAAGGUCUCAAGUCUAAAAGUAUCAAUGAAAUAGUGAAAGAUCUUAUCAGAGAGCAGUUUAAAGUCUACCAAAGCGAUAUACAAGAAACAGUGGCCCAAAUUUUCAAGACUGUGUCGAGUUUAUCAGAGGAUCUUGAGAGCACAAAAGAAUUAGUCAAACAGCUGAAUGAGACCCAGCAAAAGUAUGCCCAGGAGAAAGAAGACAGGCCAACAAAGAAUGAAAUCCUGGAGCUGAAGAAUGAUCUGGUACAGAUGAAAGAGGAGAUGGGCCUUGCUUAUGACAAGCCCAUCAAAGAACUAGAGGCAAAGCAGAAAUCCUUGGAAACUGACUUGGAGCAUGAGCAGACAAGAAGCACCAUUUACUAUGAAUCUCUGAGUAAGACUCUUACAGAAAUGAAAGAAGUCCAUGAGCAACUGUUAUCAGCUGAACGGAUGUCAGACCAAAAUGUCCCUCCAAUAGAUAAAGCAGUGGAUGAUAAUAUUACAGAAUAUAUUCUCACUCUACAUGAGAAAGUGAAGAAACAUGGCCUAAUGGUGCUGCAGCUGCAUGACGACUUAAGAGAACAAGAUAUCAAGAUCAGCAAUCUUACUGUUACAUUAGAGAUUCAGAGAGAUUCUGUUCAUACAGUAUGUGAAGACAUCUUGUCAAAGUGCAGGAAUGAUUUCCAAACAAAGCUAAAGGGCACAGAAGAGAACGUGCAUUUCUUAAACAAAACCCUAGCUGCUGUCGUCUUUCCAUUGGACAAUAAAAUGGACAAAAUGAAUGAGCAAAUUAAUGAUUUGUGUUAUGAUAUGGAGAUCCUUCAACCCUUGAUUGAGCAGGGGCCACCAUUUAGUCUGACAGCAGAGUAUGAACAGCAAAUUGAAGUGGAAGCAAUCAGCAGGACAUUGGAAAACCUAACCACUGUUGUUAAUAGUCUGCGUUCCACCGUCCAAGAACUUGUCAAAAGCCAGGAGAGGCUUAAAAGCGAGGCUCAAACUCGAGAUGAAGUCUUUGAGAGCCGUAUUAAUGAAUGCCUCAUGGACCUAGAAGAUGGCUUAAAUAAGACCAUGACAGUUUUAAACAACGCUGUUGAUUCCAUUCAGGAUAACUACGUUCUGAAAGAUACUCUAAAUGUCCUGCAAAAUAAGACCGAGGCCUGCUGUGGUGGUGCUGAGAAGAUGGACAGCAUGUUGGCAUUUAUUCCCCAGUUCCAACUGUUGAAUGAGUCCCUUCAGACACUGGUCAAUGACAAGCAAAGGCACCAAUAUGCUUCAAAAGUAAUUCAGGACCUUUCCAAUUUUUCAUAUGAAGAGCAUGCGAAAAUAAGCCUCCCUGACCUCAGAAAAGUUUACCACAUUUUAAAUGAAACAUCAUCCAAAAUGGCCGAGCACCAACAAGACAUCAGUCACCUAGAAGAAAAGCUGUUACACUCUACAGAGGUAUCAAAAGAUCAAGAAGUUCGCCUACAGAGCAUUGAGUCGAAUAUAACCAAGGUUUUGGUGAAUAAUUGUGUUUCACUAAAAAAAGGCAAAGUUGUUUCAACAGAACAAGAACAAAUGGUCUCUUCCAAGAUUCAGACACUGAGUUCCAGAGUCAAGGCACUGGAAGCAAAGUCUGUCCGUUUCUCAGUUAAUAUCCCCCAUUUAAACAAGACUGCUUAUGAGGCUUGGGGGCUGUGUCAGGAUGCCUCAGCCAGCAUUCGAAAAGUGAAUGCUAGUAUACCCCAGUUAAUUAAACUUGUUCAACCUGAUAUCCCACUGCUGCAGAGAGGCCUAAAAGAGCUCAUAGAGUCUGUGUUAGAUAUAAAAACAGGGACUAUCCUGUCUAAUUUAACCUGGUAUGUGGACAAAUCCAUGGCUGACGCUCUGAGCAAUAUUACCAAACUCCAGAAACAGAUGAAACAGGCUGUAAAGAAACCAGCUAUGGUGAAAAAAGGGACAGUGAAUGCCACCACAAGUGUGGCAGGCCGAAGUCAGAGAAACACAGACAACGCUAUAGAACCAGGUGAGUAUUUGGGCUGUACUACCUCCCCCUGCCAGAACGGAGGAACCUGCAUCAAUGAAAAGCAGAGUUUUAUUUGUGCUUGUCGCCACCCCUUUGGAGGAGUCAACUGCAGUAUGAAGUUGAUAGAUGAAAAUUCUGUGACUGUAGAUUUUUCCAAAGGAUCUUACAGAUAUGCACCUAUGGUGGCUUUCUUUGCCUCUCACACCUAUGGGAUGACGACUCCUGGCCCCAUCAGAUUUAAUAAUCUGGAUGUGAACUAUGGAUCUUCCUAUGUUCCAGCAAGUGGCAGGUUCCGUGUUCCAUAUCUCGGGGUGUAUAUUUUCGAAUACACCAUUGCAUCAUUCAGUCCUCGCGUCUCUGGCUAUUUAGUGGUUGACGGAAUAGACAAGCUUGCUUUCCAGUCUGAAAAUGUCAACGGUAACAAGUACAUUGACAGGGUAAUAACUGGGCAUGCUUUACUGGAGUUAAACUACGGUCAAGAAGUCUGGCUGAGACUGGCAAGUGGCUCCAUCCCAGCCAAGUAUCCACCUGUCACUACAUUUACUGGUUACUUGUUGUAUCGUACAUAAGUCAGCCAUAAAUGCAAAAUACCACCUUUGAAUGAAGCCGCCUACAGAGUUAUUUAUCUGUACCUUGAAUUUUCUCCUCUCCUGCAAGGUAAAUUCCAUUGCAUGACACAGAGUUUCUCUAAGAAAGAUACUCCCAUCCUGCAGGACAGGUGAAAUUUCAGGAGUCCAGGGGCCUGAUUCUCCACAACCUUGUUCCUUGUAUAACCAUUUACACCUGUGACAAGAGAGUCCACAGGGACUGUAAUAUGAAAAAAAUCACCAUCAUAAGUGAGUAGAGAAUUCUGAUCUGGUCAUGUUUUGUGCUCACCUUGAACAGGUAAGGGUGCUUUUACAAGGCAGUGGAGAAUCAGCCACCAGGUCUGGAUAUGGUGGGUCAAAUUUUGACGUUAUUUUCCCAGUGCAACCUGCUUUACUCCAGAGGUGUUGCAUAGAUUUUGCAGCUCAGAAUUUGGGCUCCGCUUUCGCUUAUAGCAUCAAGUGAAAACUAUGUAUAUUUCCUUUUUUGCUUUAUAUGAUUUGUGAAUAUCUUUGUAUUUUAAAGAUAUAUUUACUUCAUAAUUUUGUACAUGGUCUUGUAUGUAAACAAUAUGGUAGCCAAUAGCUCUUUUCUAGAAAAAGGUAUAACAAGAUCUAAUGGUUGGAAACUGAUGCUAGAUAAAUUCAGAGAAGAAAUAAGGUGCAGCAUUUUAACAGUGAGGGUAAUUGACUAUUGGAAGAACUUAGCUAGGGAAUUGGUAGAUUUUCCAUCACUGAGCCUUUAAAUCAGGACUGGAUAUCUUUUAAAAAUAUAUUCUAUAUUGUAUUAUAUAUGCUCAGACAAGUUAUGGGCUUGAUACACAAAUUAUUGCAUAAGGUUCUUUGUCCUGAGUUAUGCAGGAGGUCAGACUAGAAUUAUCAUAAUGGUCCCUUUUGGCCUUGAAGUCUAUGAAUCUAUGAAUGAUUCCUCACUGCCUGACACCAUUUAUAGUCACCUACACCAGCGCAAAGUAGGUGUAAAAUGCUAUCAAUGACAUGAAUGAGCAGAGAACUCUGUUCUGGUAGCAUUUCCUCCCAACUGGCUUUCAGUUUUCUCUGAGGUAAAUGACUACACAGGGUACAAGGCACUGGGUAUCAGACUUCUAGCUGGACUUUGUUUAAAUACAUUUUUUCACUGCGGACCAGAUCAUCAAUUGCUAUAAAUCAGCACUGCUUCAUUUAAGUAUACAGUAUACAGCAGCUGAAAGUCUGCUCCAACACGUUUUGAGUGCUCUCUAAAUUAUAUUGCAUUCAUUUGCCAGGAAAUUAUUUCUAAGAAAGUCACAAAACACCAGGAUUAUUCUUAGUACUCAUUAACAGAUAUACCUGAAUCUUAAAUAAGAAAGAAAGAAAUACACUGAAGUAAGGAGAAUGAUUUUAGAAUCCCAUAAUUUGAAAAUAUAGCUUAAAGCUAGGCAUACUAUUCAUAACUGCUUUUUUUUUUUUUUAGGAAUUCAAGGUAUUUGAACACUGCCCCAAUUCAGGACUUGUGAUUUUAAUGAAGAUCAGUGGUUUUCUCUGUAAGGUGUUGGACAGGCACUUGUCCUUCCAAAAGAUUCUGACUCCCACACUUAGCAGGAACAAACAUUAUAGGCCAAAUUUGCACAAGGUCUGGUCUACCUUAUGUCCUAACUGACCCUGAUAGGGAUUCUUCCCAUAGAAAAUCCUCCCUUAAAAGUGUCAGUCAAAGUCUAGUAUUUACUUUAGAUUAAGGAAAACAACACAACCAGAAAGAACAAAAAUAAAGUCUCCAUGAGAGAGGGCAGUGCAUGUCUCCUCUGAAAUAUGCUGUAUUAAUCCUGCCUCAUAAAAUGGCAGCUCCCCCUGCAGAGAGGGGCAUUCUGUAGAAAGUUAAAGGUGCCAGGCCCAGAAAGCAAAAUAAGGAGAGAUACAUGGCUACAUUCACCACAAGCAGGGUGGAGGCAUUCUUAGGGUGGUUAGGAGCUGAGUAGAUUCAUCAUAUCCCCUGGCAGCAUGUGCCAGCAGGAGAUUCCAUGGAGCCUACAAUGAACAAGGAGGCUGCUCUCAACUGAUGAAAACCCCAAGGGAGAGCAGACAGUGAUAUCACCAUCUGUUCUAACCUUGGGUUCAUCACCAGUGGGGAACAGUAGGCUUGUUUGGGACUGAAAAAAUGCAUCUUACCUAGCACAGACCAGUAUGACCUACUGCAUUUGUUUUUCCUCUGCAUCCCAUGUGAUCUGAAAGCAAGAAAGCCCCUCCCUUUUUCUUUCCCCAUAUCAGUCGGAUAGUUAACAAGUGAGGCACAUGCUUUGCUCUGAAAAGCCUAGAUUUAAAAAUCUGAAUUCCAAGGAGGAAAAAACCCCUCAAUAACAGUGCAUUUAUUGUAGGCCUAAAUCCACUAAUUAUUUGCUAAUGGAUCUCACAAUGCAUAAGUUGUCAGAAAGAGAUCCUGCAGCUCAUUGACCUACACGCCCAAAUGAGCAGAGUCACUAGUGUUGGGAACAAUUGCAAACCACGCUAGUGUAGUGGUUUUGUAAUCCUCUCUUCUGCUUAUAUGGGACUAAUCCUCAACACACCAUGAACCUUGAAUGUGUGUUUCAACCCCUUCCUCUCCAGUGUACCGUAUCUUUCUGAGAAUGCUUGAAAUCCCCAAUUUGACACUAACUCAUCCUACUCUCUCACUGAAUUUCAUCAAACAUACCGCCCACAUACCCAAAUCCCCCCCUUGUAUGACUUUGUCAUUUUAAUAACAUAUUUAGUCUUCUUUAUUCCUGCUGUGGAGAUGGCUAAAUGGCGUGGAAAUUACCCUGCAGAUGAAAUUCAAAUGACCCACCAGAGAUUGCAUCUCUUUUUAAUGUGACUUUCUUUGCCCUUGCUGCCCUUGCCACAAAAUCCUUCAAGCUCAGUCUCCAGCUUCAUAGGCACUAAUUAUAUUCUCACAGCAGCCAGAUUCUUGAUAGGUCAUCAUGUUUUUUAAUUUUUCUGCCACAAAAACUCCAAGUUCAUUAGCUAUGGACCAAGAACUCUGAUUAGUAUCCAGGUCUUGAGUAGCAAUAAAUUGGAAAUGAUCUUCCCCAGUAGCAUUGUUGCUAUUCCUAUUGCACCAACAAAGGGGAGAAAUAACUGUUUUUUUUUAAAUACACACCAAGCUGCAUCUGCCUGCAAGUUUAUGUUGUGCAUUAACUCACGAUGAUCUUUUCAGUCAUAAAACAAAGUCUAAUUGCCUGUGUGUAACUGUUAAAAACCUAAAUGGAGAUUCUACAGCGUGUGUAUGUAUCUGCCUCAGCCUUUAAAACUCAUUUCCGGGCAUGUCAUUAAGUAUAUAAGCCACUUGAUCUAAUAAAGCACAUAAUACUGAACAUAACUGAGGAUCAAUAAAAUCAGUAAGACUGGCCAUUAUGCAGAAAAGAUAGUGAUAAAUCAAUCAGUCUAGAUGCUCAUGAGACCCUAUUAGAAAUCGUCCCAAAUGAUGGCUCCAACAGCAUUUUGACAUCCCUUCCCCUUCCUUUUAACUCUUUGAUUUGUUUUCCCUGACGAUACAGAAAUACCCAGCUGCACAUCUGAACAUUAGUAUCUACCAGAAGCCCUGAUAAAGGAUCACAAAGACUAUCCCAAACCUUUAUACAGUAUAGCGAACAUUGGUCUCUUUAUCUGGGUGACUCAAUAACCAUGGCAACAUUAUCUAGGUUUGGCUUUGACAAGCCCAUCCAAUUUACUCUGGCGCUCACAUUAUCAUUUCCUCACCUACACAAACCUAGUUAUCACUGAAUGCAUUUCCCCCUCGUAUUUUUUAUCAUUUAUGCUGAAAUAUGCAGUUUUUUUCUAGCAAACUGUGUAUACCUUCUUCGCUAGCAGAACAAGCAGCAUUGCCCCAAGUCCCUUCCACCUCACUCCUCUAAAGGAGCCCCAACAAUUAGCACCUGAAUCACUGUCAUGAAUUGUAGAUAGAAGAGUCAUUGGCUUCCUUGCACUCCCGUCCUUUUCCUUUUGUUUAUUUUUUGGCUGUAAAAACUCUUCUAUGGAGGCCUGCAUGCUUUUGAAACUCCUAUUACAGCCUUAUCUGAAUCUUUAGGAUUCAACUACAUAAGCAGGAGAGAUAAAUACUCUUGAAACCCAAACAGACAAUUUUAGACUAUUUCCAAAGGAACGUCACCCACAACAGUCUUUAGCAAGGCCACGAAGUUGCAAGCAUUAUGUUAUCCUUAUUAAUUAAGUGCUGAUACUGAGCUUCGCUUUGUACAAGACACAGAUAAAGACACGGACCCUGCCAUGCUGAGCUUUAUAAUGUAAAAUCAAACUCUCAUUUACUGAUCAUAUCCUGAGUGCGUUCCACAGUGACUGAGUAACUUCUGAGACUUGAUCAACCUUUUCAGGGGUGUCAGAUAUAGUGAAGCUAGGAUACUUGAGUCCAUAUUUUUCAUCUAAUCCUUAAUGGAUCAACUUCACACUUAUUUACCCAUUCAGCCUAUUCUUAGACUGCACAGGCCCUUUCACUGAACCAGCUGAAAUCAUUACCAUUCUGGAGAUCUAUGAAGUAGGUGGAAAAGGAGAAUCUUCUUGUUUUGUUUGGGGGGAAGCCUUGGUAUUUUCUGAACCACUUUAAUCCAAGUCACUGUUUCAAUAAUGUUCAAUGAGAAAUACUAUGAAUUUAACAUUGCUGUAUAUUUAAUGUGUGCAGAGAAAUCUUUUUUCUUCCAUUUUCUGUGUGAAAAAUUGGCAUUCAUUCUUGAACUAUAGCAAUAAUGUGUAUUAUAAAUGCCAUUUUUCCUUCAUAAGUAAUAUCUAGUAAACCUUUGCCUUUAAAUAGGGUUUCAUCCUGUAAAUUUUUAAGCAAGAAAAUUCAAACUGAUAUCUUGGUAAUAAAAUUGCUAAGAAAUAUA
Molecule: messenger RNA, 8611 nt
Organism: Chelonoidis abingdonii (Abingdon island giant tortoise)
Lineage: Eukaryota; Metazoa; Chordata; Testudines; Testudinidae
Gene: MMRN1
Product: multimerin 1
Biological process (GO): negative regulation of vascular endothelial growth factor receptor signaling pathway; negative regulation of cell migration involved in sprouting angiogenesis
Molecular function (GO): protein binding
Source: RefSeq, a predicted model, not a curated record